This is a messenger RNA of Lethenteron reissneri (Far Eastern brook lamprey), 4971 nucleotides long. Its product is annotated as microtubule-associated protein tau-like. Gene Ontology annotation, biological process: neuron projection development; microtubule cytoskeleton organization. Gene Ontology annotation, molecular function: microtubule binding. Lineage: Eukaryota; Metazoa; Chordata; Hyperoartia; Petromyzontiformes; Petromyzontidae. Gene Ontology annotation, cellular component: neuron projection. The record is from RefSeq and is a predicted model, not a curated record.
CCCCCCCCCCUCCCCGGGUCACGUGAGCGCGGCGCGAGGCUGCGACUCCCCCUCGCGCACUUUGCGAGGCAAAGCGGUGGCGGCGGCGGCAGCAGUAGGCAGAGCAGAAAUCAUUCGGUGACAUGGCUGAAGACGAAGACUGGCAGCAGCUGCAGCACAUGCAUCAGCAACCCAUGGACAGCAGCCCAGGAGCCUCACCACUGGGGCUUGCACCAGAGGGAGGCAUUCUUCUGUCGCCACACAAUGUCUCUGGAGCCAAGGAGCACGCUGUUGGCACACCUGAAGCACAAGAGAACAAGUCCAUGCCAGAGACAAAGAAGAGUCCCGUCCAUGAAAAUGGGCACAGCUUACCAAAUGUUAAACAAAAUGGGGUUGAGGGAAGCCUAUCUUCAGUUAACGCAGUAACUCCAUUAAAAAUGGAGAACCAAGCCACGACAGUGCCGGUCCACCUGCCACCAUCACCACCACUGUCUCCUCCCCUGAACCUCCCAGCUGCCGGGCAGAUAGAUGACGUGUCUGUCAGCAGCCCAAGCACUGAGCUAGGUGUGCAACAGAGCCCAGAAGAACACAUAGAGGCGGUUCUUUUGGAGACUGUUGAGGCAGGACAGCCACUUAAGGAAGCUGAGCUCUUGGGGGAAGUGGAGAGUCCUGAACAGCUGUCCCAUGUGUGGCAAGAAGAGAGCAGAGCUCAAAGUGAAGUGGUUUCUAAAGAUGCAUCCAUUGAGGAGACAGCCUUGAGUUGUUCCGAAACAGAGAAGACAACAGUAGCAACGACCUCUGCUCCUCUUGCAAGUAUAGAUUUAGUCAAACCAAGAAAGUAUCUCAAAGGUUCUUUAGCAUCAAACAAAACAUCCAGAAAUUGCUCCACCUUAUUUUAUUCAGCAAAAUUGCCAAUUACCCAGUUGGACAGUAAAUCUUCUCACACAUUAGCAAGUUCAAAAGUCUCAGAAACACCCACCAGUAGUAAAACACUGAUCCCCAGUUCAAGAGAUAAGACAUCUACAAGGCCACGAUUCUCAGCAAAUGUUGCAUCCACUAAAACUCCAGCAAAAACAUUGGAUUCAACUGAAAAUGUAGAGCCGACUAUAUCUCUUAUGAAAAAUACUCCCAGUGUUACACCUGAUAGACAAAAGUUGGGACCUUCAAAAACUAAUUCUAACAAAAGUAGGCCAAAACAAGUGUUUGAAUCGGCAGAGUCCGUGAUAAAAACCACUGAAAAGCAUGAGUCGAUAGGUAGUACACCUGGAAAAGUGCCCCUUAAUAAACCUGCAGAUGUGAAAAAUAUUUCAAGCUACAAAUCGAAAGUAUUUACUGCAACUCAUCUAGCGAGCCAAUCUGAAAGGACUAGACCCGGCACUGCACCUGAAUUUAGAAGAGAUUUAGGUGCAAGUCCUAGAGCUGCCACCUUUUCUAAACUUUCAACCACUUUCACAAGAAAUACAUCUGUAGCCAUUAGACCUACAUCUGCCAGCAUCAAAGUUCACACUAAGGUUGUAGACCUCAAAAGCCCACAGAAGAGUCCAGCUACGUGUCCAGACCCAUCUGCUGCCAAGCCAUCCUCAUCCCCACCCAGUGCUGUGAAACCAAAGACCGAACCAGCUGAACUCAAGUCCAAGGCUCCCAGUUCUGGCAUCCCAAAAAGAACUGAUCCCAAGCUGGCUGACCAGAAGAAACUCGAUUCUAUACAGCAGAGGUCCCCGAAUGCUACAGGGGCUAUGUCUGUUCGAGCCAAACCUACGUUCAACAGAGACAAAGAGGAGAAGAAGGAUAAGGGGAGUGGCAUCACUACACCCACCACACCAGGGACCCCAAAAACAGGGGGCACCCCUGGCAGCCGCUCACGGGGUUCGGGCACACAGCCUGCUACACACCGCGUUGGCGAGAAGCGCAUGGUGGCUCUUGUACGCACACCGCCUAAGUCACCGGGGUCCUCGCGACAGACGCGCCCCAUCACUACCGCCCCUAUGCCUGACCUGAAGAACAUCAAAUCCAAGAUCUGUUCCACCGACAACAUGAAACAUCAGCCCAAAGGAGGCAAGGUCAAGAUUGAGAACAAGCCUUUGGACGUCACUCAUGUUGUGUCAAAAUGUGGCUCCAAGGACAAGAUCAAACACGCCCCUGGUGGUGGGAAUGUCCAGAUUGUCAGCAAGAAAAUUGACUUAAGUCAUGUGACAUCCAAAUGUGGCUCAAAGGAUAAUCUUAAGCAUAAACCUGGUGGCGGUCACAUUUCUAUUGAGAACCACAAGCUGGAAUUCAAGGACAAGGCCCAGUCGAAAGUUGGCUCCAUGGACAAUGUGGAUCACAUGCCUGGUGGGGGCGUUGUGAAGAUUGAAAGCCACAAACUGAAAUUCCGCGAGAGUGCCCGAGCGCGAACGGACCAUGGUGCCGAGAUUAUAACUGUGUCGGCAAACGACUCGAUGGGCGGCUCCCCACAACGUCGCCACUCCAACGCCUCUUCCACCGGCAGUAUAAACAUGGUGGAGCCACAGCUGGAGACACUGGCUGACGACGUCACAGCUGCCCUUGCCAAGCAGGGACUGUGAUCUGUUCCACAGCAACACGAGUAUUUACACUUGCACGCACACACCAUCACACAUUCAUGCAAACCCAUACAGCAAGGGAAGUCUAUUGGAAUAGUAUUGAGCCGCAUAGCAAGUGCUAUAAGUAGUCAACGCGUGUUGAAAUAUUUACACGUCACAACUUCCAGUGCUGAUGGGUAAUACAAUGUAAGUGUAUUUAUUUGCACCAUUUUGCAGCCUGCUUACAUGUGCGCAUUGACAAUGAACUGGUUGCAGCGUUGUGCCUAUUGGCCACAUUCUUCUCAAUGCUGCAGACAACACCAAUCGCGCAGCUUAGCACAGUAGUUGGAUGUGGCUGCUUUAUCUUCACAGGGUGUGAUGCUUGCUGGCAUCUGUCUGGCCCAUGUAAACAGGUCUUUCGAUAUUCGCAAAUAACAUGGUUGAGAAGGUUGUGUGUAUACAUUUAAUUUAUAGCAUGACAAUAUGGUUAUGUGAAGGCAUGGUUACCCUAUGAUAUUCAAGUGCAUUAAGAGCCGUUCUGACAUGACACGCCCUGUGCACUAAUGCACUAUCACAAAGUAUAUUGCUCUGAUGUUCACUUACAUGCCAUUUUUGUUUGCAUAUUGUAAUAUCAUGCAUACCAUUGGCUGCAGAUCGCUUACAGGGAUGCAUUACUUGGGCUGUGGGUAUUCACACAAAUAUGGUAGAAAACGUGUGCAGCAUGUUUUAUUCGGAGGUGGAAUGGCAUCCUUUCAUUGCUGCUAUUUUAUAAGUUUUGAAACAUGAUGACAAUUGAAACAGGUAUGGGAAAGCAACAUUAUAGGUUGCAGACAUACGCUUAAAGUACGUGUGAAAUUUAAAUGCAUUGUAUUGGGUGCAGAACAAUACCACCGAAAAAGUGUUAUCUACCGGUGGAAAAACGUUCAUUUAUAAUAACCUUUUAACUUAUUAGCUGAGGCAGUAUACUAUCCAGUAGGUAAGCAAACAUGAACCGUGUUAGUAGAUGUUAAUAUUUCGUUGACGCUUACACGUCAGCAAAUCAGUUGAAAAUUAGUUUUAAAAGGGUAGUUGCCAAUUUCACGUAUUAUAGUAUGAGCGAAAUGUAGCCAUGUGUCUACAGUGAUGAAUUUAUAGCUGAUAAAUCGUUGUUGCCAUCUUUAAAUGAAGGAAAAAUCUGAUGUCCUGCAUGUUUGUAGUAGUUUGUGGCUUUUUACUGUUAGAUUGGUAUGGCUGUAGCUGAGUGGGGUUAACAUUUUGUGCGUCAUGUCAUUUGUGGUGCUGUUGUGUAACUUGCCGUCAAAAACUGCACCUAACAAGCCACAUUGAACAAUCCUAUUUGUAGUUAUUACACAUAAUCACUUCAUUCUAAACAUGAUGCAGUUUAGCAUGGAACAACUAUAAUAUUUGACUGAUCUUGAGUGCCGGCUCCGUGAUUAGCCUAUAUUGAUUGUGUGGUGUAGGUUUGCAGGCAUUCUCAACCAUAGUUCUGUAGUCCUUUAAACAGCGAGAUGGAAUACGCAUAUAUUCACACGUAGUUUUUUUCGUUUGCCAUACUUUUUUUAAUCAAAUGAAGAAUGACGAGCAUAAUAGUACGAUGUAUAUUGUUUUGUUGAAAUGUCAUAUUUGGCCAUUGUAUGAGCUCUUAUUUCCGUUUAAUGUAAUUCAUGGAAUAUGUACACUGGAAACUUACAUGUCGAUCGGUGGACAUUGUAUGAUUUACGAAAGCGCAGUAUGAAACAUUCUGUGCUGAAAUACAAUGGUACGACCCCACUGGUAGACAUGUUGAAAUGAAUUGCAGAAAAUUUGCACAACCAAGUUAUCCAAACUAUUUAAAAACGCCAAGAGGGGUGAUGGGAUGUGGGUGCAGGGUGCGUGAUUUGGGAUUGUAGUAACGUCUCUGCUUUUCCACCAUAAUUUGUCACAUGAAGGCAUCCAGUCUGGAGAAAAAGAAAAUUGUCUGGAAACAAGGUUUACAAAGUAUAUAACGUAUACACAAGCAAAAGUCAAUUUAACACUGCAUUUGCCUGAUUAUGCUUUCACUUCAGUAAGCACACUGCGGGCAACUUCUCAAACCUUGCAACCGAAGCAAAUGCCACAGGUUUUGUAAAUUCCAGAAUGUUUUUAGUAACAGACAAUAAAGGGUGGAAUAUAUUGUGAAGUAAUACAAGGUGGAAAAAUGGAGUUCAUGUACCACAUUAGGCUACAGUUUGCUCGGCGAACAGCUGCUCUACGCGAGUAUGUUAAGGGAAAACGGCGAUUGGAGUCGAGGACGGUUCUAACCCUUCCCAGGAAAUGUGAAGAAACCGAAGUGCUUACUGUGAAUUUGAUUAUCUGCGUGCACAGUGACUAUGUGGCUUUCCCCUUUUGCCGUGUGAUUUUAUCCCAGUUAUUUGCACUUGUUUUAAUUAGUGUGGCUUUGUGUGUUUUGAAAUAAAGCUGUUCCUCCACCUCA